This is a messenger RNA of Malassezia pachydermatis, 1182 nucleotides long. RefSeq names its product eukaryotic type kh-domain type i. Gene Ontology annotation, molecular function: RNA binding. The record is from RefSeq and is a predicted model, not a curated record. The transcript is spliced from 2 exons. NCBI's taxonomy places the organism in Eukaryota, Fungi, Basidiomycota, Malasseziomycetes, Malasseziales, Malasseziaceae. The coding region runs from base 1 to 1182 and encodes 393 amino acids. Gene Ontology annotation, cellular component: nucleus.
AUGGCGGAGCGAAGGAGCAAAUGGGACCGGCCUGCGGACCAUGGCACCAGCCAGCAGCAAAGCGUCGCUGUGACCACAACAACGGAUACACGUCCAGCCGCCAAAGCUGCUGCUGCCGCCGCCGCGCGCAUCGCCGCACAGUUUACGAGAGGUGAGCCGGCUGGCCCUGGUGCUCUGGUGCGGCACCCUGAUUUUGAUGAAGAAGGCCCAGAUGGCGCCUAUACGCAUGACAUUGAGAUCAAUGAUCAUCGUAAUCGCUACCUGUUGACAAAGAGCCAGACACAAGACAAUUUGCGCCAUGAGACAGGCGCGCGCGUGUACACACGCGGCAUAUGGUACCCUGACCGUUCUAAGGCGCGUGCUAGUGAUCCGCCAUUGUACCUGCAUAUCACGGCGGAUACACGUGAGAGUCUGGAUCGCUGUGUGGCACGCAUCAAUGACCUGAUGAACCAGGAUUUGCCGCCGCUGCUGGACGACCGUUUGCACCGCAACGAUGCGAGGGGGCCGAAUGGAUGGCCCGAAGAGCGUGUCCCGAUCAACUUGGAACCGCUGCGCAACUUUAAUGUGCGUGCAAAGAUCGUCGGUCCCACUGGUUUGUUUGUGAAGUACAUUCAGAACGAGACACGCGUGCGUGUCCAAAUCAAGGGCCGUGGUUCUGGCUACUUGGAAACCGAUACAGGCCGAGAGCUGGAAGAGCCUAUGCAUAUCCAUCUCUCAGGCCCAGAAGCAACACAGGUUCGUCGCGCCAAGGAAAUGGCCUUGGACCUUGUGGAUGCCGUCACAGAGGAAUGGCACAAGGCUCGUGCUGCCACGGGCGGUGGCUCCAUGGACUAUGCUCCCAAGUCGCAGGAAGACAUUCCACCGCCGCCUAGUGAAGAAGCUCCACCACCACCACCGGAAGGGGCGGAAGUUCCUCCACCGCCUGAAGACGAAGUACCCCGUACGCAUUCGCUUACGACAACUAACAUUUCAGCGCCACCACCGACCGAUGCACCGCCGGAAGACCCAGCGCCGCCAGUCGAGGCAGCACAGGAGACUUCGCAGCUGGCCGAAGAGGAAGCUGCCUUGCAUCAGUACUGGAAAGACUAUGUGGCAUGGGAGCAGAGCUUUGUGAACUACCAUGGACGGCGGCCUACCGCCGAUGAGGGCGCGCAGGACGUCCCACCAGAAUACCGUACAUGA